Moneuplotes crassus is the source of this 1448-nucleotide messenger RNA. The record is from the annotation of a GenBank genome assembly. Lineage: Eukaryota; Ciliophora; Spirotrichea; Euplotida; Euplotidae.
GCCUUUGUGUCUAAUCUGAGGAUUGUGGACUACGCUCGGUAUUUAGACGGAUUCCAUAUGGUUAAUCAUAUACAAUCGAGAUAUAGAGGAGGGACUACGGUAGGGUUCCUUAAGUUAAUUGAGCAAUGUAAGAACUCGAUGAGAUGCGGAGUGAUCAAGCCUAUUGCAAAUUUUGAGGAUGCGUUUAUUGAAGGAUACUGCUUAAGGAAUGUUGGUGAUUUCUGGACAUUUCUGAACCGUCCAAACGAAGGAAUCUGGAUUUACAGGAAAGGUCUGAUAGCUCACGGCAGGAAUCUGUUCUACAAGAACAUUAUUGUCAACCUUCUGGCCUUUAAGGAGACUUUACUUGGAAUGGAGCCUGAAGAAGACUAUUGGCUUAAGGAUCUAAGCCUGCUAGACGAUGACUUUUCUGUCUCAGCUAUUGACGAAGAAGACAAUGAGAGCAACUUCUCUUCUGAUCAAGGCUCUGACUCUGAUAAGAAUGAUAGCGAAAGUGAAGGUCUCUCAAAUUCCGGUUCCGAUUCUGAUGAGAUAGAUGAAGAGGAAUCUGAUGGACUUGAAGAGGAGAAGAAGGAUUUAGAAACAGGCCAAUUAAUCAACCCUGCAAAGAUAAUGAAUCCAAACUUGCCAGUUAUGUUCAUGAGGAACAAAAAGAGACUUAGAAAGUUAGCAAAACGCCUCAAGACCAGAACUGUAUGGAAACAGGUUGAAGAAUAUCGCCCAAGAAAAAGAAAACGGAUGACAAGAUCAAGAUCAAUCCCAAGAUUCAUAAAAUCUAAAAAGAUGAAUCAAAAAGAGGAAUCAAGUGGAGAAUCGGAAGAAGAAUUUAAAGAAGAAUUUAAAGAAGAAUCAAAAGAAGAGAUAAAGGAAGAUGAUAACAUCAAGCUCGAUGAGACAAAGUAUAUCCCUUACCAUAUUUUAAUUACAAUAUGUAAAGGACGUUUUGUGUGAUUGAUUAACUCAUCUGAAGCUGAGAUGCACCUCUCAAAAUUGAUGCCUGAUUCAAGGGAACCAAGAGGAAGAAGUUCAACUCGAAAAACUCGCUCUAGAUCCUCAGGCAGAUCACCUGACAAAUCUCCUGCAUUGAUAAAGGAUACAAAAGCCUCAACUCUUAAUGCAAGGAUGAAAUCAAUUUGCAAAGUCGUAGCUCACGAAAUGUGUUUCCACAUGAACAACUUAAUCCCAGGUUGCUUUGAACUAAUGAGGUUCUACUUCCUAAUUGACACGAAUCUGAACCCUGUCCUGAAGGAGAUCUCUCGUAAUCUUGAUGAAGAGAGAUUCUUUACCAGCCAUAGGAAGAGAAUAGUGGAAACUUCGAUCAGAAUAGUCAAGAGUAUAGCUAGCAAAGCGAAGGUGUGGAGGCGCAAGGGAGUUAUGCAGAUGAUUGACGAAGCGAGGAAGGUGGAUAGGAGAGCGAAGGAAUUUAAGGUUUUGGUUAAGGUUUAGUG